Echinostoma caproni is the source of this 1383-nucleotide messenger RNA. Lineage: Eukaryota; Metazoa; Platyhelminthes; Trematoda; Plagiorchiida; Echinostomatidae. The record is from the annotation of a GenBank genome assembly.
AUGAUGGAUAUGAAUACUUCCAUUGCACCGACUCUUGUAAAUGAACGAUAUGACGAUGUGCAAUUUGCACAACGAUUUGCACCACAAGUUCUCCUAAUUGAGCGCCUCAAUUUUCCAUUAUGGACCAUUAUUGGCAUUCCCGGCGGCAUAUUUAGCAUGCUUAUUUGGAGUAGCCGUCCAAUGCGACGUGGUGGUAGUGCCGCCGCAGCCAUCUAUCAGACCUGUCUCGGAAUAACCGACGUGACGUUUCUACUGGUGUUUUGGACCUGGCAUCUACAAAUAUCCUGGCACAUGCAUCUCUUGGAUCACCCUGUUAUUUGCGAAGUUUUUCCAGUGUUUCACUAUUGUGCACAGUAUCUAAACAGUACACUGACCUUCACAUUCACACUGGAACGGUUCUUAGCCAUUUGUUAUCCGUUCAAGUCGCAGCACUGUUUGAUCCGAUCGAACGAGCGCGGUGCACUCAAACUGAUGGCCAUACUGACCGCAUUUUGUUUAUCUAUCGGUGCUGUUCAGUCAUUAAUUUUUCGUUUCAAUGGAAGCUCAUGUGAAGUUCGCCCCGAAGUGAAUGACCUGGCCGAUGUGCGAUACACCUUGUAUCGUAUUUGGACAUUACUCACAGAAGCAGUGUUCUUCUUCGGAAUGCCACUGACGUGUCUCGUAUUGAAUGUGUUCGUGAUUCGUGUUCUGAGGCGGAGUGUGAAUGCGAAACGAAACCCGUUACUUUCGGUCCUGGUCAACGGUUCGGCAAAUGUGUCCGAGAACGAAGCGAACGACAGUUCAUGUGCUGUGACAAAAGGUGUCCGAUCCAGCACCCUAACAUUGCUGUGCACAUCAUUCUAUUUGACAAUAGUUCAAUUGACUAUGGCAAUCACGAUGGUGGUUGUGAAUUUCCUGCCACCGGGUGAACAAGAACUGACUGAUGAACAACUGGAACAGGAUCCUACUUGGCGUGCGUACAUUCGAUUUCUGACCAUUCGCGCUCUAAUUGAAGCGUUUGCACUCACCCACUAUGCGGCCAAAUUUCCCAUCUACAUGGCUACCAGCAAACAGUUCCGCCAGGAAUUCUGCCGUCGUUUCUGUCGUUGUGCCCGUCCAUCAAGGGAAGAUGAGCUACUGUCUGCUUCUAUGAACGUGCCACCAUCUCUUCUUACUCGUGUUUAUCGAUCAAGGUCAGACAUAUUUCAUGCGAAACGAUCGCACUCCAACUCCAGAUCAGCAUCCGUGGGCACAAGGAAAGGUUUGAUCAGCGGAAGUCCGGAACUUUCGGUCAAACAGAGUCUUGUCCCAAUGCAACCUCGACGAAGACCAUCACCGGGUUACUCCAGAACAGUGAUAGGACCUGAUGGGACCCGCGUGCCAGUUGCUCUUCAUGAAUCCUAA